AUGACCACUAGGGCGGCGUCACGCGCGAACGACGGCGACGAGCCCCCCGAUGGCGCCAGUGGCGAGCAGCAGCAAGGCGGUGCGCCCGCCGACACGGCAGCAGAAGGCGCGUUGGACCUCAACCAGCCCGCCGAGGGCUCACCUCCCGCCGCCGGGGGUGCACCACAGGGGCGCGCCCAAGGCGAAGGUGCCAGCGCCGGCGAGAGGCGCGGCAAUCAGCCGUCUGGCGACCAGCCCGACGCUCGGCGUGGAGGCCUGCAGGACGGAGGUCAACCCACCUUUGCCGACAUGGGCCAGCUCAUCCGUAGCAUGACGGAGAGCAAUCGGGCCAUAGCCCAGAGCAUAACCUCUAGCAUCACCUCCGCCCUUGGCAAUGAACCUAGGGCUGACGAGGGCAGGGCCGCCCGCACAUCCCUCUCGGCUCGAGUGACCCGCACGUACGACGACGGGAUCCCAAGGCUCGAGGGGGAGAAUAUCACGCCCCAGCUUAUGGCCGAAUGGGGCGCAAAGGAGCUCGAGGCGCACAAGUCGAGCCUCCAAGAAGGACUGAAGUAUAUUUGUGCCGCCAUCGGAGAUAGCGAGCUCAAACAGUCCCUCGCCCAACGAGCUGGGAAUAAUGGCGUGCGCGCGAUGGAGCUUCUCAAUACGCUGACGGCCCGCACCGGCAGGGAGGCGGCGCUGACCGCCUCCCCCGCCUGGAGAUCGUGCAGACUCUCCUACAACCACGCUGCACCCAAGACUGGGAUCAACUGGUCGGACGGACAAGGGAGGAAGAAGGAGAAAAAGGGAAAAUCGCUCGCGAGUGGACAGCACCGGCGCAAAU
Molecule: messenger RNA, 823 nt
Organism: Emiliania huxleyi CCMP1516
Lineage: Eukaryota; Haptophyta; Isochrysidales; Noelaerhabdaceae
Exons: 5
Source: RefSeq, a predicted model, not a curated record